Molecule: messenger RNA, 384 nt
Organism: Fraxinus pennsylvanica
Lineage: Eukaryota; Viridiplantae; Streptophyta; Magnoliopsida; Lamiales; Oleaceae
Source: the annotation of a GenBank genome assembly
AUGAAUCUUUUAAGCUUCUAUUUCUGCAUUAUUUUAGUAUUAAUCUCUUUCUCUGCUCCGUCAAACGUCGUCGUAUCUGUCGCCGGUGUUCCGAAUAAAAUCGGAAGAACAUCAUCCGAACCAGGAGCUUCUACUUAUACGACUCUCAAGAACGAUAAUCGGGUCGACCCAUCAAGUGAUUGCGGGCAAUUUGGCUCCAGAUCCGAGUGCGCCAAGAUUCCAAAUUGUCGAUGGUGCAAAAGCGACGCUCUGGAUGACAUGUGUUUUCCGAAGUAUGAAGCUUGGCGGUUGCCGUCCCAGGUCUUUUCUUUGGAUAACACAACACAGAAGAUGGUCUCAUCCUUCUAUUUGUGGCAAAAGCAGAUUUUCCAUUGUGGUCAAUGA